Helobdella robusta is the source of this 924-nucleotide messenger RNA. RefSeq lists its product as hypothetical. The transcript is spliced from 4 exons. NCBI's taxonomy places the organism in Eukaryota, Metazoa, Annelida, Clitellata, Rhynchobdellida, Glossiphoniidae. The record is from RefSeq and is a predicted model, not a curated record. The coding region runs from base 1 to 924 and encodes 307 amino acids.
AUGUCAGUAACCAAUAGUCUCAUAUCCAUUGGUCCAAAGAGCAUAUUGGAUUCGUUGGUGCCAUAUUGGAUAAUCGCAUGUGCAAUAUUCGGAUGUAUGCUGGUGGCUGUCUUCAUCAUCGUCCUUACCAUCAUCCUCUGCAUCAAAUUCGAAAAUGGAGACGAUCCAGAAGUUUCUCCGGCUCAAACAGAAGAAACUGAAGAUUCUGAUGAACAAGAAAAAGAGGAGGUAUCUAAGAAAAGAUCUCGAAAGCCAAAAGAUGACGACGAUGAAAUUGAGGAAAAAAAAAGAAUAAAAGAAAAAGAUAGCAAAGAUAAAAAGAAUAUGAAACAUAACAAUUCUCUCGACAACGAUACAAAACGCCAUGUGGCAGACGGAAGAAGUGAUAUACACGUUGAGGAAUCCAAUAACGCCACCGGCAGAAAUGUGGCAGCACCAGUCGUAGACAAUACGGGAACCUCUCAAAGCAUCCACGGUCUCAGCAACACGUUCCCGCAAAACUUCACAACAAAUCCGCAGCUGUCAAAAGUACAAAUGAUACCAAUGGUAAACUUAUCCAACCAGCAACUGCAUCAGACCACCAACAUCAACCAAUCCAUGACAACAACGAACACUCAACUGAUGAACACAUACGCAGGUCGUGCAAGCAGCACUUACAACCAACAAGCCCCACCAAACAAUUUUUAUUUACAAUCACCAGUGGGACAACCCAACCCAACAAACAACGUCAACAUGGCACAAUCCAUGCCCCAGUUAGCAGGCCAGUCGAAUGUGGGUAUGAUGAAUAACUUUCCGAGCAACAACAAUGCGCAGUAUAUAACCACGAACAGCAUGCCGUAUGCAACGAGUGGCAACAACCUGCAACAACCAACAAACAUGAGACCGUAUCUCGACCAGUUUUCCGAUACUAACAAGCCGAGUUAA